GCUGUUCCCCGGGGCAGGUCCCGCGGCACCUGCCCCGGCCUCGAGGUAAGGGGAGGAGAAGGCAAGGUGCGGACGGGAAGGGACGUGACAAUCCCUGCGGGACGGUGGCUUCACCUGAGCGGCGAGGAGGAGAGUCAGGAGCCCUCUGGGAGCGAUUCUGCUGCUAUUUCCAGUGUGUGUUUUCCUGAACUGAAAAGACCAGAUCCCAGAGUCUAUAGCCAGCAACUUUCUGCCGUGUGAAACGAACGUGCGGCAAUCCAGGGGCAGAGAUUAUCUACCCACAGGUAUCCUUGAGGUGCUGUUGAUGCUACCUCUGUGCUGCUGUGGAAUCCAUUUCUCCUAGACUCUCGUGCAGGUCAGGAAACCAGCUGGGAUUAAAAAAAAUAUUGCCUAAUGAUUCAUCUGUACUUGUUGGAUACAAUGUCUGUGCCGAGUGGCAUCCCUGUUCCAUCUGCACCACCUUCUUAUGAGGAAACAACAGGAAUCAAUGUGAACUAUCCUCAGCCCUAUCCUACCCCAGAAUAUGGCCAGAAACCAGACGGGAAAAGAAUGAACCCUUCCCCGUAUGUGGAACAGCCUUCACCAAUGCAUAACCCCAUUACAGUUCAGACAGUGUAUGUGCAGCAACCAGUAGUAUUUUGUGACCGCCCAGUUCAGAUGUGCUGCCCUUCCUGCAACCAGAUGAUAGUGACACGUCUUUCGUAUGACUCAGGAGCUUUGACUUGGCUGUCAUGUGGUGGCCUCUUCCUGUUGGGGUGUGUAGCUGGCUGCUGCUUAAUUCCCUUCUGCAUUGAUGCCCUAAAGGAUGUGGAUCAUAGCUGUCCAAACUGCAGUACUCUUCUUGGGUCUUACAAACGUUUAUAGGCAGUACUUAAACAUUGAUAAUUGAUUGAUGAAGUUGGUUAGCACCUCUACAAGCCCUUUUUGAAGCUUCUUGGAGACUUCUGUUGUUUCUGUGCAUCCUGUCACUGGAAACCAAACAAAAGUAAUGUUUAUUGCUAGAUUGUUUGAGUAAGAAUUUGCUUGAGGGGAUUCCGACUUAAGUCUGUAAAAACUAUAUUUAAUCUUUAAGGGCCACUCAGUGCAGAACCAGUUGAUGGCAACUAUGUUUUCCCUUUCUGCUUUAUGUAGAACAGGUUCAUGAUGUUCUUCAGUUAAUCUCAUUUCAACUAUGCUGCAAACUGGUGCGCUUGCUUAUAGUCAGCUCAGCCAGGGAGGAGAACAUCUAUGGAGAACUAGAUAGUCUCAUGCUUGGCGCUGAUGCUUUUGUAACAGCACUGUUUGCAAACUGGCAGGGAGCUGCUUGCCUCUGGGACAAGUGCCCCUCUUUGAC
Messenger RNA from Pezoporus flaviventris, 1333 nucleotides. It is a transcript of the gene LITAF, whose product is annotated as lipopolysaccharide induced TNF factor. The record is from RefSeq and is a predicted model, not a curated record. Bases 394 to 864 code for a protein of 156 amino acids. Gene Ontology annotation, biological process: regulation of cytokine production. The transcript has 6 exons. Gene Ontology annotation, molecular function: zinc ion binding. Lineage: Eukaryota; Metazoa; Chordata; Aves; Psittaciformes; Psittacidae.